AGUUUGUCCUGCUAUUUUUUGCAAUGUGAGAGGGCUUCUAUUAUUUCAUUUGUGGAUAUAAUGAAUUUGCAUUCAAGUUGAAUUGAUUUGCAUUAUAAAAGUGAGACGUUGACAAUUUGGAGGUUGAUUUCUGAAGAAGUUGGAAUUGAUUUCGAGAUGGAUCGAAUGAUGUACGAUGUAGAGAAUGAGCUCGCAGAUCGCACGAAAUCGUUUCGGUCGUAUACUGAAUUCUAUGAUCCGUGUCAUGGUGGUUUAACAAACAAUGGUUAUCGCCCGCACACGCAGAUCCGACCUUACAGAGCACAAUCCCAAGGGACAAACGUGGAGAGAGGCAUUAUACGGAGCAGUCAUCAGACAACAUCAUCGACAUACCUUACAGCAUCUCUCUAUCAACGGUUGAAAAUAAUCGUGUUCGUGAUGUCGUUUAUUGCUGUCACUUCAUGCAUUCUGUUUGCAGUCUUAUUUUCAGUUUACCACAUCAGAGAUAGGCAGGCUUUAAAUCACAGGAGGACCAACACCACGAACGUUUUAGAUGCAACAACCCUGGAAUCUAUAACUGAUAAGAGUGAGACACAAACAAUAAUAGAUAUAGCGACUGCAAAUCAAACCAUACAAACUUUUAUUCCAUCCACAGAAACUACAAUUUCAACCAAAAUGACAUCAAUUCCGACGAUAAAAACUUCAAUUCCUAUCACCGAAACGUCAAUUUUAACUGCAGAAGCUACGAUUCAAACCACUUCAAUUCCAACCACAGAAACGUCAAUUCCAACCACAGAAACGCCAAUUCCAACCACAGCAACAUCAAUUCAAGAAAUAGAAACUUCAAUACAAGCCACAGAAAUGUCAAUUCCAACCAAAGAAACGUCAAUUCCAACCAUAGAAACGCCAAUUCAAACCACAGAGACGUCAAUUUCAACCACAGAAACGUCAAUUUCAACCACAGAAACGUCAAAUCUAAUCACAGAAACAUCAAUAUCAGCCAUAGGAACGUCAAUUCCAACCACAGAAACGUCAAUUCCAACUGCAGGCACAUCAAUUCUAACCACAGCAACAUCAAUGCAAGCUAUGGAAACUUCAAUCCAUGCCACAAAAACAUCAGUUCCAACCACAGAAACGUUAAAUCCAAUCACAGAAACAUCAAUUUCAGCCACAGGAACGUCAGAAACUACGAUUCCGACAAAAGAAGCAACAAUUCCGACUACAAAAACUACAAUUCCAACCACAGAAACUUCAAUUACAACUACAGGGACUACAAUUCUUACGACAGAAACUACAAUUCCAACCACGGAAAUUCCAGCCACAAGAAGUGCAAUUGUAACUAAAGACACGUCGAUUCCAACCACAAAAACAACAAUGACAACCACAGAAACUACAAUGUCAACUACCGAUAUUGCAAUUCCAGCCAAUGAAACUUCAAUUUCAACCACAGAAACUACAGUUUCUACUACAGGAGUUACAAUUCUGACAGAAACUACAAUACCAACCAAAGACACUACAAGACUAACUACAAAACUUUCCAUUCCAACUACAAAAACAACAAUUCCAACCACAGAAUCUACAAUUUCGACAAGAGAAACUACAAUGUCAACUAUGGAAAUUACAAUUCCAGCCAAUGAAACUUUAAUUCCAACUACAAAAACUACAGUUUCGACAACAGAAACUACAAUUCCUACAACAGAAACCACAGUUUCGACAACAGGAAUUUCAAUUCCAAUAGAAACUAUAAUGACAACCAAAGAAACUACAAUACCUACUACAAAGGAUACCAUUUCAACAAAAACUACAAUUUCAAGCACAGAAACUACAAUAACCACAGAAGCUACAAUAACCAUAGACACAAACGCAUCAAGUGAACCGUGUUCGAGUGGGCUGCAUGAAUGCAAAAAUGGGUCCACUUGCGUACCGGCUGGAGGAACUACCUAUACGUGUUAUUGCAUACCCGGUUCUCUCACAUACGGAACCUAUUGUGAAUUAUCUACUGGAUCUUAACGGAAUGACUCGAAGAUCUUCUAUGGUUAAUCAGCUUUUACAGUCCUGACCUUCUUUAGGCUAAUAAUGACAUGUAGUGGGCGCUACAAUAGAGAGCUUUCGAAAUAAGUUAUUUGGAAUACGUAUACGCA
This is a messenger RNA of Owenia fusiformis, 2120 nucleotides long. The record is from the annotation of a GenBank genome assembly. NCBI's taxonomy places the organism in Eukaryota, Metazoa, Annelida, Polychaeta, Sabellida, Oweniidae.